Messenger RNA from Marasmius oreades (fairy-ring Marasmius), 1160 nucleotides. RefSeq lists its product as uncharacterized. Lineage: Eukaryota; Fungi; Basidiomycota; Agaricomycetes; Agaricales; Marasmiaceae. The record is from RefSeq and is a predicted model, not a curated record. The transcript has 4 exons. Bases 115 to 828 code for a protein of 237 amino acids.
CCGGCCCUAAACUUUUGAUACAAACGAAACGCCCAACUAGGAAGCCCCGAAUCCAUAAUAUGGUUAUCUACAAGAGUUUCUACACAGUGAAUUGCUUCUUAGCUUUUGACCACCAUGAUCCUGCGACUUACCUCUUCCGACAUGCUCAACUCAUCGUUAGUCGACAUUUCGACCGGUGAGACGAUAUACACUGUUAUCACGAUAGGGUUAGCGUCGUCGGAUGCCUCCUCCUCAACCCACUCUUCCUCACUUUCUCAAACGGAGUAUCAGUUGACUACUGACACGACGAUUCGUAAAACACGGAUAUAUGCAGGAGGUUCGACAGAAUCAAUACUGCUGAGCGAAAUCAACUGGAAGGGUAGACGACCAGAUAUCAAAAUAGGCAACGAGCAUAUCGGUACACUCGCCAACCUCUUUGAUACAGCUCACACUAAGCUCCUCCCAAAAUCUCUUGCGAUCCCAACACGCUUUGACUCCAACCACGUCUGGGCGGCUACAGCCACUUCACUCACUCUCCUAGACUACAACACGAAUCAGCCGAAAGGCACAUUUCGCCAAAAUGUCCUGCGAUCUUCCACUGCAUUCAUGAAUGCUUGCAUCCCCGGUGUAGGGGCAAACUAUAUCGAGUUCACCUCACAUCCCGCCGUGCAGGAUGUUGAGAUCAUCGUCUCCUUCUUUUUAAUGGACAUACUACGCAGGGGUUGUUUUUGUCCUGCUCUUACGCCUUAUAUGUUUGAAGAUACUCGCUACAAAUCCCCGCGAUCGAAAUUCCAAGAGACUAGAGAGCUUAUAUCACGAAAGUUAAAGAGCAGAAGGAAUACCGUGUGAUAUUAGCUGUCCCCUCCUUCAUGUUCGUCCUUCGAUCACUCCAGUUAGUCUCCCGUCUUCUCAGCCGCUUCAUGCUGAUAUAUUUCAUUGUUCUGAAACUUUUUACUAUUUCGUUUAAGAAGGAGUAAUUUCUGCAUUCGUUACUUCUCCAUCUAUUUUUCAGUCACACUUCCACUUUCUACACAAGUUUCACAUCAUAUUUUCCUCAUUUGGCUCACACGGUUCGCUCCUGGUUAUUAUUUUCAUUACACAUUCGAAUUUACAUCCUGUAACAACAACCAUCAUAUACCUUAUCUGUAUUUACACUAUGAUAAUUCUAGUAUUUUGUCUGA